Molecule: messenger RNA, 1107 nt
Organism: Osmia bicornis bicornis
Lineage: Eukaryota; Metazoa; Arthropoda; Insecta; Hymenoptera; Megachilidae
Product: odorant receptor 49a-like
Exons: 9
Coding region: 1-1107 (368 amino acids)
Biological process (GO): sensory perception of smell; detection of chemical stimulus involved in sensory perception of smell
Cellular component (GO): plasma membrane
Molecular function (GO): olfactory receptor activity; odorant binding
Source: RefSeq, a predicted model, not a curated record
AUGGGACAGUAUCCAUAUCAAACGGAACGAAGUCAGAAAAUCAAUGUGACUGUGAUGGUUUCUACUGUAGUGAGCCUCUUAAUCCCAGCACUGUUAGAAACAUAUUCUUCAAUGCGCGAACACGACCUGGACACAGUUAUGGAGUGCGUGCCAGUUAUAGUCACAGCACUGGUUGCCUUGAUAAAAAUACUAAAUCACAACAUUAACAGGAAAAAGUUUGAAAACAUGUUCGACCGUAUGACUGAACAAUGGGAUAUCUCUGAGAUCAAUGGCGAAUUACACAUUCUGAAUGAAAUCACCGAACAAGGAAGUAGAAUGGGCAGUUUAUAUAGAAGUAGUUUAUGGGGAUUUCUGGUGCUAUUCGUAUCUCUUCCGUUGUGUUCUCCGUUUUUAGAUAUCAUUGCCCCGUUAAAUGAAACUCGAGCAAAGCUACCAUUAUUCAAGUUGAAUUACAUCGUAGACAUGGAUGAUCAUUUUUAUAUAGUUCAUUUACAUUCAGCAUGGUGGUCCUUUGUUAUUGUGUUAAUUAUAACCACUAUAGACUCAUUAUACAUGGUUAUUAUUCAUUACUCCUGUGGUUUGUUUGUCCUAUGCGGGUAUCAGGUUAAGAAAGCAGCGGAAGUCGGAAGAGCGAUUGAUAUUAAAGACAAUCGAUUUAAAAGCUGUGUGAUCAUUCAUUACGAAGCCAUCAGCUUUUACGAGUAUAUGGACGAAAGUACUCGCACAAGUUACUUGUUUCAAGUUUUGUUCAACAUGAUUGGCAUUACCUCAACAGCCGUUCAAGCUGUUAUGUACAUCGACCAACCGAGGGAGUCUCUUAAAGUUAUUAUGUUCCUAUUGGGUCAACAAUUUCAUUUGUACGCCCUCAGUGUACCUGGCCAAGUGAUGAUAGAUCGAAGUUCAGAGUUAAUUAAUGAUAUAUACGUUUCUAAAUGGCACGAGAUACCAUUGAAAUUCGAGAAAACACUCCACAUAAUGCAAAUUAGAUGCAGCAAGCCAUGUAAGCUAUCAGCAGGAGGAUUAUACGAAAUGAACAUCGAGAAUUUCGGAGCAAUUGUUAAAACUUGUAUGUCGUACUUUACAAUUUUGCUAUCAUUGAGGGAGUGA